AUGGGCACUUCCGGCACACCCUUCAUCGCCCUCCUCGAGCCCACCGCUCUCCCCUGGGAGCGCCACUCCCCUCCCGAUGAGCAACCCCACGCGGCGUCGAUCCCACGUACUUUUAUCGACGCCAUGAAGGUGCGCACGGAAGUCUUUGUGCAGGAACAGCAGAUCCCUCAGGAGAACGAGUUCGACUCCGAUGACGCCCGCUGCGCGCAUUGGGUCAUCUACGCCUCUGUCAACAAGACCGUCCAACCCGCCGUAACCGACCCGGCCACGGGCGAGAUCUUGCGCCCCCGCCAAAGCGAGACGCAGUCGCUGCCUAUCGGCACGCUCAGGCUGGUGCCGUUCCCGCAUGCUCCGCACCCUGUCAACGGCGGGGUUUAUGUUGAUGAGAAGUUGGUUUCCGUGUCUUCCGAGUCUUCCACGGCUUCUACUACAGUAGCAACCUCAACAGCAGCAGCAACUGCGUCAGAAGUCACCGAGUCCAAGGAACCCGCUCCCAUUCCCCCAAAACCUACCUUCGCCCCAGAUCGUCCCACCGCUUUCCACGACGGCAUCGAGCCCUACGUCAAGCUCGGCCGGCUCGCUGUGCUCCGCGAGUUCCGCGGCCGCGGCAUCGCCGCCCAGCUCGUGCACGCAGCACUGGACUGGAUACGGACGCACCCAGAUUACUUUGACCCGAGCCCGACCGAGCGCGGGUUUGAGCAAUUGGGGAUGGAGCAGCCGGGGAGCGCGGCGGCUGGGGUGCCGGCGACGCCGCCGAAGUGGAAUGGGUUGGUGUGUUGUCAUGCGCAGGAGGGUGCGGUCAAGGCUUGGAAGAGGUGUGGGUUUCAGGUGGAUGAGGGGAUGGGGAAGUGGUUUGAGGAGGGGAUUCCGCAUGUGGGAAUGUUUUUGAGAGUGGAGGUGGAUAGGAGUGUGAAGAAGGUUUGA
Molecule: messenger RNA, 924 nt
Organism: Dichotomopilus funicola
Lineage: Eukaryota; Fungi; Ascomycota; Sordariomycetes; Sordariales; Chaetomiaceae
Exons: 1
Coding region: 1-924 (307 amino acids)
Molecular function (GO): N-acetyltransferase activity
Source: RefSeq, a predicted model, not a curated record